This is a messenger RNA of Tetrapisispora phaffii CBS 4417, 1188 nucleotides long. RefSeq names its product Tif3p (gene TIF3). Bases 1 to 1188 code for a protein of 395 amino acids. NCBI's taxonomy places the organism in Eukaryota, Fungi, Ascomycota, Saccharomycetes, Saccharomycetales, Saccharomycetaceae. The transcript has a single exon. Gene Ontology annotation, molecular function: RNA binding. The record is from RefSeq and is a predicted model, not a curated record.
AUGGCUCCUGCAAAGAAAAAUGUGAAGAUGGAUUUGAAUUCCUUCUUGAACGACGAGACUUUCGGUUCUUCCUGGGCCGAUGAAGACGUCGAUUUGAACAAGAUUAAUAUUCCAAUUGAAAGUGCUCAAGCCAAUACCAUUCCUUUAGAGGAAUUAGCUGCUGCUAAUAUGGCUAAGAUGGGUGCUGGUGGUAGAGGGUCGAGAUUAGACCCUGCUUUAGGUGCUGGUGCAAGAAGAGAUUUCCAACGUACCGAAUACCCAGUUCCAGAUGUUCCACCAUACAAGGCUAUCAUUAACAACAUUCCAUGGGAUAUCACUCCAGAAGGUGUCACUGCUUGGGUGGAAGAUGGUUUGGAAAAGGAAGGUGCUGUUGUUGACUUGGCUUUACCAACUGAUAUGAGAGAUCCAUCCCGUUUAAAGGGUAUUGCUUUUGUUGAAUUUGCUCAACGUGAUGACUUAGUCAAAGCUUUAACCUUCAAUGCUACCAGAUUAAAUGACCGUACCGUUUACGUUUCUGUAGCUGGUCCAAGAAGAGAAUUUUCUAGAGGUGGUGAAGAUUUUGACUGGGGUGCCGCUAGAGGUUCCAACUUCCAAGGUGGUAGACCAGACAGGGAAGAAGCUAAUCUAGAUUGGGGUGCUGCCAGAGGCUCUAACUACCAAGAAAGAAAGCCAAGAAGAGAAGAACCAAACUUAGAUUGGGGUGUCGCCAGAGGUUCCAACUACCAAGAGAGAAGACCAGAAAGAGAAGAAGUUAACUUAGAUUGGGGUGCUGCCAGAGGUUCUAACUACCAAGAAAGAAAACCAAGAAGAGAAGAACCAAACUUAGACUGGGGUAGUGCCAGAGGUUCUAACUUUGGUGAACAAGGAAACUUUAACAGAGCUCCAAGAGAGAGAAAGCCAAGAAAAGAUGAACCAGAAUUAGACUGGGGUAGUGCUAGAGGUGCUAAAUACCAACAAAAAACCCAAAGAUACGAAAGAACUGUUACCGAAAAGACUGAAGAAAAACCAAAAAUUCAACAAUCAGCUUUUGCUGUUUUGAGUAACGAUGUUGAUAAUGAAGAAGAUGAAGAAGAAGUUAAAACUCCUGCCAAAAAGGAAGAGGAAAUCACCCAACUAGAAAGAGAAGCUGCCAAAUUAUCUGUCAACGAUGGUGAUGAUAGUGAAUGGGAAGUUGCCGGUAAAAAAUAA